AUGUCUGAUAAAUGUUCAAAGCUUAAUGCUUAUGUUGUUGAAUUAGAACACGAACUCAAAAAGAUUGAUGCUUUUAAGCAUCAACUUCCCAUCUGCAAUCUUCUCUUGAUCAAAGCUAUCGAGAAAUUGAACGAGGAACAAAUUGCGGGAUGUAAAAAGAAGGAGAUUUCGCAGGGAAAUGUUGAAUGGUUACAGGCGGAGGAUAAUUCUGGUGAUAUGGAUAUGAAGAAUUGGAUGAGCUCUGUGACUUUGAGUCUGAAACCAGAGGAGGAAGAGGGAAUAAUGAAAGAAGAGAAGGGAAAUGGUGGUCAAAUCUUGAAUUUUAAUAAGGAUAUGAACAAAAGGGAAUUUCUGCAGUUUAAGAGGAAUGAUAAUUCUUUGAUAGGUUAUAGUGAUAUUAACAACUACAAUUGGAAUGGGGAAAGAAAGGUUAAUGUUGAUCGUGAGAUGAUAUCGGAGUGUAAGUCAUAUACUAAGAAGAAACAAAGGCGAUGUUGGUCGCCUGAGUUACAUCGAUUGUUUAUCGAUGCACUUAAUCAACUCGGAGGACCACUAAGGGCCACUCCGAAAUAUAUUAGAGAUAUAAUGCAGGUGGAAGAUCUAACUAAUGAUGAAGUGAAGAGCCAUUUGCAGAAGACGGGUGAAAUAAGACGGACCCCCUCUAUCGUUAAAGUUUUCAAGGGGACCCGUACCCCAAAAGCUACAAAAGAAAACCCCAACCCGAUUUCAGACGAACGAGCGCAAAAGAAGAUUGCAGAGAUGGAGGAAGUAAGAAGUAAUGAACCAGAUAUCUUUGACACCAACUUGACGAAGAAAGUGUACGGACGCCAAAUGCAUGGGACAGUGAUCGGUAUGGGAUCCGACGUCCGAACCACACAAGAGGAUCGUCGGAGUGGAAACAAUUCUCAAUGA
Molecule: messenger RNA, 912 nt
Organism: Impatiens glandulifera
Lineage: Eukaryota; Viridiplantae; Streptophyta; Magnoliopsida; Ericales; Balsaminaceae
Product: transcription factor HHO3-like
Exons: 5
Coding region: 1-912 (303 amino acids)
Biological process (GO): regulation of DNA-templated transcription
Molecular function (GO): DNA-binding transcription factor activity; DNA binding
Source: RefSeq, a predicted model, not a curated record